CAUGGGCAAUUGGCACUUUCACUAAAAUAGACUAAGAUCGACCAGGAGACAAUAUUCUUGAUUACAAACCAUCAGAUGCCACUCGCAAAAUCCCAGUUGCCCAACUUUAACUUUUUUGAUUCAGUACCAUGAACGAUAAAAUCUACAAUAGACGAAACAAAGUACAACAAACACAGUAAAAAGGAGUGAAAAAGAUAAAGGAGAAACCCUGCAAGAUCAGUAUAUCACCGUCAUAUAGAUACUCGAUUUAUCAGCGCCUAAACAACCAGAUUUAAAACCCAGCAGAUGGCAGAUCACUCAUUUGCCUUUCCCAUUCAUACACACUUUAUUGAACCAUCUCUUGCUUGCAAUAUCCAACUACCCAAUGCCUCCUUUCCCAAGUUUUCUCAUAUUCUCGAUCCCUUCUCUCUUUUUCAUUCUCUCUUGGAUCCAAGAAAGCUAUGAUUCCUCAAGAUAUAUAUAAUAAAAGGCAGGCAAAAGAGGUAAACUCUUCUUUUGCAAAUACACAAAGAUUGCUGUUUCUCUUGCGUAGUAUAUCUUAGCUUCUUCUCCAUCAUUCUCUUGCAAUAACCCAGAACAAAAUAUACAACCAAAGUAUAGAAGAAGCAACUAGGAGAGAUGGGUGUUAGCUCUCUUCGGCAUUCUGCAUUAUUUUUCCUGUUUCUCUUCUUUAGUUCAGGUUCAAGUGUUCCAAAAAAUCCUCCAUUGGAAGCAAUCCAACAAAGCAAAAGACAAGUGAUUCAUGAAAACCAUAUGCUUUUCUCAUCUGCAGUGUCUACGACCCAGCUUGAUUCGAUUCCUGUCGUAAAUCCAAGUCCAACUGUAAUGACUCCCACACUUGUCUUCCCAGCAUCCCCACCACCACCAACCACCAUGACAACCCCCACCACUCCCACCACAACCCCGAUGACUCCCACUACAAUCCCGCCGACUCCCCCUAUCCCGCCGACUCCCACUACAACCCCGACGACUCCCACUACAACCCCAACAACUCCCUCUACAACUCCAACAACUCCCUCCACAACCCCUGCAUCAUCAGGUGGUGGUGGUAGUGGUAGUUGGUGUAUAGCAAGCCAAUCAGCUUCAGAAACUGCCCUGCAGGUAGCUCUUGAUUAUGCUUGUGGCUAUGGAGGUGCAGACUGUUCACCAAUUCAACCAAGUGGAAGCUGUUAUAACCCAAACACUCUCCGGGAUCACGCUUCAUAUGCCUUCAAUAACUAUUACCAGAAGAACCCAGCUCCAACCAGCUGUAGUUUUGGAGGAACAGCACAACUGACCACCACUGACCCCAGUAGUGGUAGCUGUCGCUAUUCAUCAUCCACAGCAUCAACCAGCUCGAGUACACCACCUUACCAGACUCCACCAUCGACACCGACAAGUAUGACAACGCCACCAUCCCCGACCACCCCGCUUAUAGAUACUCCAGGUGGAUCAACAAUUUAUGGUUCGCCAUCAGAGUCCCCCAACGCAGCCAACUCUAUCUCAUCUUGCAUGCUUCUGCUAUCCACCACACUCUUGGGUUCACUACUUGCAGCAAUUUACCUCUGAAAUGACAGGAAGUUCAGAUUAUUCUAUCUGCAAUUAGAUGGCAAUUCAUUCAUUUGCCAGCAACCCACAUAAAGUCCAAGGAGGCACUGAGAAUUGAAGUGAGCUAUCAUGUUCUCUCAAGGCCUUCUUCUCACCAUUUAAAUUAUUGUCAAACUUCAUCUAUGUAUACCUCUUAGUUGACUAUUAAGCCUGAGAGAAAAGUCAGAAAGCAUAGAAAUUUUUUAGGUACUUGUACUUGUAGACAUAUAGGUCCUUCAUCUACAGUAUUAGCACAAUAAAUUAUUAGCUAAUUCAACCA
Rosa rugosa (rugosa rose) is the source of this 1846-nucleotide messenger RNA. Its product is annotated as PLASMODESMATA CALLOSE-BINDING PROTEIN 2-like. The transcript has 4 exons. The record is from RefSeq and is a predicted model, not a curated record. Lineage: Eukaryota; Viridiplantae; Streptophyta; Magnoliopsida; Rosales; Rosaceae. The coding region runs from base 619 to 1548 and encodes 309 amino acids.